ACAUGGCGGAAUACGGAGGCAGGUUUGAAAGUGCAAAAGCCAUCGAGGAAAGAAGAGAAUUUAAACGAAAAGCGAGAGAGGCAAUUGUGACCAAGGCUCAAGCUAAAUAUCAGAGAGAAGAGCAACAGAAGCAGCUCAAGCACAUGCGUGGUGAGGACACAUGGAUGUUACCAGAAGUCAAUGAGCGACUGGAGCAGUUUUCAGAGGAACAUUCUAUUAAAGUAAAGAAGAAAAAAGAGAAAAAAAUGAAGAAAAGCAAAAAAGAAAAGAAGAAAAAGAAAAAACUGAAGGAAAAGUCCAAUGAACUCAGUGAAAGUUCUUCUGAUUCAGAGAUGGAAUGGAUUGAAGCUCCUCCCCGUUCUGAUACUGGCAGCAUUAAAAAGCCCUGGAAAAUUCAGGAGGAGCAAUUAAGUUCUACAAAUAAAGCAGACCUUGCUCAGAGGGAAGAAUGGAUGAUGUUAGACUUCAUGUCUUUAAAGACUAUAUCCACUGCAGCAAUUAGAGCUGAAAAAUUGAAGGAGAAAGAAAUGGAACAUGAGAAGGUGCAAGCCAUGGAACAGGCUGAGAUACACAAAAGAGAACUGAAUCCCUAUUGGAAAGAUGGAGGUUCUGGUUUGCCAUCUGAGGGAAGUGGUUCAGUGCCAGUUCAAAAAGCUGCUAUGAUUGAAGAUGGUGGGCUGAGCUGGCUGAAAAAAUCCUAUCAGCGUAUGAAGGAACAGGCUGAGAAACAACAGUGCCGUCUGGAAGAUGUAAUUGCUGCAAGAUAUGGAUCAAUGGACUUAUUCCAAAAGAAGUUACAAGAAGCUGAAAAAGUUGCAGCGUUAAACUAUCAAGAUGACCGUGAAAGGAAUAGAAAAGAGAAUUGGAAAAAGUCAAGAAACUGGAGUUUUGGUCGAAAUGAAGCAAAAGGAUGUGGUUCUGAAAUGGGUCUGAGUGGAAACAAAAACAGAUACAAGGAAGAUGACAGAGAUAUUGAAAGGGAAAGAUCAGAAGAAAGUUUCCAGGACCUGAUCAUUUGCAAAGAAAGGGAUAAUGGAAGAAAAGACAUUCCCAGUAGAUACAAAAAUGAAUGCACAUCCAGUGACAGAGAGGUUGAAAUGAAACGUGCUAAAGAUAAAUGUACAGAUAAAAGUGGAGAAAUUAACAGAACCAGUGAAGAAAAAUACAAAGAGACGCAGGGAAGAAAUAUUAGUGCCAGAGGUUUGGAAAGUUACAAUUUUCAUGAUCCAGAAAAAGAGAAAUCUUUAAACAAUUUAAAAUCUAAAUUUAUGAAACCUGAGGAUGAAGGGAAUUUUAAUAGCAAAUGGGCCGUAAACCUUUUGGACACUUCUAAUUAUAUGCCAGAAUCACACCAUUCCUUUCAUAGUGGUUUUCAAAAGCCAAACAAAGACUGUCCUAUGAUGUCAACAUGGUACAAAACCGAUAAUGGAAACAAGCCUCCAGAAGAGUCGACAUCAUUUAAAUGUCAGAGCAGUGUUUCAGAACAUGAGGGAGGCCCACACUCUAUGAACAAAUCGACAGAGACUAAGCCCAGUCAAAGCAGCCUUGUACAAACACAAUCUUCACAAGAUCAUCAGGAGCCACUUUCUAGCAGUGCUGCUAUUCCAAUUAGAUCUCUUACUACAAGAAAAGAACUUCCACAACCCCUCAGUGAGGAAGAGAUGAAUAAACUUGGAGCAAAGAUCAUCAAAGCAGAGCUGAUGGGAAACGUGGAACUUGCGUCCAAACUUAAGAAUCAAUUAGAGGAAGCUCGGAAAUUGAAUGACCAAGGCCAAAAUCACCCAACAACUUCGACGGCAUCAAAGAGGACAGACAAUAUGACUGCAGAUGAAAAUCAGGAAGUGAUUCUUGUUCGAUCUGAUGAAUCAGGGAGAGUGUGGCCUGUUGGUGCCUCUGCAGAAUCUAACAGGCAAAAGGGAGGAAAGAAGAAAAGGCAAAUGAUUGAAACUCACCAUGAAGGCGAAAGGAUUCGGUACUUCCAGGAUGAUGACAAUUUAAGUCUACGAGACUUGGUCAGACAAGAAAAGAUGACUUCUGCAGAGGAUCAGAAUGAAAAAUUUUCACGACUGGCUUCUAAAUUUCUGGAGAAGAUAGACAGGGACAACUAUACAUUGGAUGACAUGUUUGUGUCAAAAGCAGCCAGAGAAGACCAAUCAGGCCAAGAUGAUGAAAGGCAACGAAAUAAAGCUAUUCUUGAGCACAAGAGAUUAGCAAGCCGCAUGGAGAAAUGUCAGUUUUGCUUUGACAACCCAGAGCUUCCAAAGCACCUUGUCAUUGCUAUUGGUGUAAAGGUAUACCUGUGUCUGCCCAAUUACCAGUCAAUGACUGAAGGUCACUGCCAAAUAGUACCUCUCCAGCACCACACUGCAGGUACCAUACUGGAUGAAGAUAUCUGGGAAGAAGUGCAGCUGUUUCGAAAAGCCUUGGUGAAAAUGUUAGAAGACAAAGGACUCGACUGUGUCUUUUUUGAAACCAAUAUGCAUUUAAAGAAACGUUUUCAUAUGGUCUAUGAAUGCAUUCCUCUACCAAAAGAAGUGGGAGACAUGGCUCCUAUCUACUUUAAGAAAGCAAUCAUGGAGGCUGAUGAAGAGUGGGCCAUUAACAAGAAGCUAGUUGAUCUUUCCACAAGGGAUAUCCGCAGAGCUAUUCCUAAAGGGCUCCCUUAUUUUUCUGUGGAUUUUGGUCUGCAAGGGGGAUUUGCUCAUGUCAUUGAAAAUGAAGAAAAAUUUCCUACUUAUUUUGGAAAGGAAAUAGUUGGAGGCAUGUUAGACCUGGAGCCUCGGCGUUGGAGGAAGAAAAUCAGAGAAAAUUUUGAUGAUCAGAGGAAGAAAGUGCUCCAGUUCUCACAUUGGUGGAAGCCAUACGACUGUACCAAAAAUAAGCAAUAAUGCUACCUAUCGUAGAAAAAUGGUUAUAGAUUGCUGAAACCUGGCAUUGGACAAUGGAACUAUGUGCUUCUCUACAUGGUUUUCCAAGAUCAUCAUGGAAGUUCGGAAAUAAUGACUAAUUUCAAUUUUUUUUGUUGAAUAUUGAGAAGGCAAAGAAAGCAGUUAGAUCUGAAUUUUGUACUAAAAUUAAUUACAAAUUGGUAUUAUUUUGUACUCUAAAUAGAAAAUCCAGAAACCAUAGUAUCUUGAUGCUUGCUGUUGGAUACUGUAAUUUUAAUUCAUCCUGGACUUUGAGAUUAAAACUCAUUAUUUCAGUUAAUGUUUAUGUAAGCAAAUAAAAUUUGAUAUGUAAACAAUGGUGAAAUUUCAUCACCAACACUGGGAACACUUCUCCACAUGUUAUUUGUUUACUACAAGAAAGAUGGAAUACAGAAGUAGGGAUGUUUUGCUCCAGUUGUAUAGAGCAUUGUUGAGGCUGCAUCUGGAAUACUGUUGUGGUGUCCAACUUAAGAAAACAUGUAGACACACUGAAAGCAGUUCAGAGAAGGAUUGCCUGACUAAUUACUGGAAUGAUCAUGUUAUUCUAUUAGGACAGAUUGGACACGUUGGGCAGUUUGGGCCUGUAACCGUUUGAGUUCAGAAGAAUAAAAGGUGAUAUUAUCAAAACAUAUAGAGGAUCCUUCUGGGACUUAACAGGACAGAUACUGAAACAAUGUUUUCUCUUGUGGGAAACUAGAAUUAAGGGACACUACCAAAACAAGGGGAGUACCAUUUCAGUUUUAGUUUAGGAAUUUACUUCUUUCAGAGUUGAGUCUUUGUAAAAAUGUCCAAAGAAUGUAAUGGAGGUGGGGGUGUUUUAAUGCAAAAGUAAAUAGAUUCUUCCCUAGCAAGUGAUAUUUGGAGGUAAACAACCAUGUGGAGUUGAGGCCUCAAUCAGUUCAACCGUGAUCUUAUUGACUAGCAGAGUCGGUAGAGAGACCAAAAAGUCUACUCCUUGUUCAUAUGUGUCUUCCUUAAAUUAUUACCGAUGAACAAAACUCCAUGUAAGUGUGUUGUGCAGUCAACUAAUACCCAAAACACACACACAGUGAUGAUUGUAAACUUAUGAAACAUAGAUUUCAACAACAGUGAAUCUUUUGCUAUGUUAUUAUUGAGAUGAGAAACCUGAAAUUGCUAGUAUAAACAUUUAGCUUCAUAGCUUCAGAUGAUUGAAAAUAAAUGAAAUUCAUUGUCCACACUUUCAUACACCUGGAUGGAAACUCUAUUACUGUUGUAAUUACACUCAUCAGGGUUUAGCUGUGCACUAUUUCUGUAAAGCACCAUAUUGCUCAAUAUUCAUCAGUAUUUUGGAUAUUAAAAAGUACUUCAAGGUUAUUGUUAUCACAAGCAAAUGGAAUUGUCUUCAUAUCCUGUUGUCAUGAAAGCAGCCGUAUCAUGCAGAGAAUAUCAGAAUACGUGCAGAGUUUGACACUCGACUGUAAGUUUGUUUAUAUCUAUUUGCAGUUAAUUCUUAAAGUAUCAUUUGCUUCAUUUUGAUAAUGGACCGUGAAAUGAUUUGAAAUUGGCUAUAGUGAAUAUUAGUAUUGAGAAUUAAAUAAAGUUUUAUUUUAAAUUUG
This is a messenger RNA of Hemiscyllium ocellatum (epaulette shark), 4504 nucleotides long. It is a transcript of the gene cwf19l2, whose product is annotated as CWF19 like cell cycle control factor 2. The transcript has 18 exons. Lineage: Eukaryota; Metazoa; Chordata; Chondrichthyes; Orectolobiformes; Hemiscylliidae. Bases 3 to 2888 code for a protein of 961 amino acids. Gene Ontology annotation, cellular component: post-mRNA release spliceosomal complex. Gene Ontology annotation, biological process: mRNA splicing, via spliceosome. The record is from RefSeq and is a predicted model, not a curated record.